This is a messenger RNA of Megalobrama amblycephala (Wuchang bream), 2630 nucleotides long. It is a transcript of the gene fhl3b, whose product is annotated as four and a half LIM domains 3b. The record is from RefSeq and is a predicted model, not a curated record. Bases 1117 to 1953 code for a protein of 278 amino acids. Gene Ontology annotation, cellular component: Z disc; stress fiber; nucleus. Gene Ontology annotation, molecular function: actin binding; transcription coregulator activity. The transcript is spliced from 6 exons. Gene Ontology annotation, biological process: actin cytoskeleton organization. NCBI's taxonomy places the organism in Eukaryota, Metazoa, Chordata, Actinopteri, Cypriniformes, Xenocyprididae.
CUUUUUAUCUCAAACUUCUGACUUUUUUUCUCAGAAUUGAGAAUCAGAAUAUAAACCUGCAAUUGAGAGAAAGUUUAUAUCCCACAAUUCUGACUUUAUAUUUCGCAAGAAUUGCGUGAUAUAAACUCACAAUUGUGAGUUAUAAAGUUGCAAGAUAUCUUGAAAUGCAGACUUUAUUUUUCACAGCUGUGAGUUUAUAUCUUGCAAUUCUGAGAAAAAAGUCAUAAUUGCGAGAUGUAAACUCACAAUUGAGAGAAAAAAAGUCGCAAUUAUCUUUUCAAUUGUUUUAUUCCAUGGGGGAAACAAGCUUCCAUAUAUAGAACCCCAAUUAACUUUUUUUAAGAGUGUAUGGGAUUUUACUUUACUCUUUUUGUUAUGAAAAAAAAAAUGAUGUAAUUAUAGUUUGCUUAAUUUUCUUCUCACUUUUCCUGCUGUCUAUUCCAAGUCUUUCUCAAUAACUUUUUUUAGAAACUCACAGUCUGAACAUCUGUUAGAAAUAUGCAUGGACAGUAUAAGUUUAACUACAAGUUUACACGCAAGUGGACAUACUCAUUGUGGUACUCUAAAUCUGGGAUGAAUUGAGUUUAAUAUGUGUUGAUGAAUUCAUUUAGAAUGGCUUCAGAAUGAAAUGUAAAGCUUUUAUUACACUGACAUUUGGCCCGCAGGUGUUCAAUAGCAGUAAUUUCACUGGCACACAGACCUCAGGAAACAAACAACUACCAAAGUGCACACACACACAGAGAGAGAACAACUGGUUAAUUUUCCACCCACUGAACAACAGGGUUGGAAACUUUUGCAGUUGCUGAAUAACGUACUAUGUGCUUCAGUAAGUGUGAGUAAUUUUGUGUAAAAUUAGGAGUUCAUUAUAUUUUCUUCUCAUAACACAUGAUGCAUUGAAUAAGCUGGACUCCAGUACAUAGAAUACCUGUGGAAACCACAAUCAGAGAAAGUUUUUGUUGUUCUAGUGUUUGGUUUUACAGAUCAUUUAGCAGCAUGUUUCUUUGGAGACCUGCAGCUUGGGGACUAUAUGAGGUGGAACCAGAACAGAGACGCCCUUCCUGGAUUUGCCAUUGCAUGGGGUCUGUUGUUGUAUGAGUCAAAGAGGAGCGGAGCAUCAUGUCAGAACCCUUUGACUGUGACGGCUGUAAGGAGUCUCUGUACGGCAGGAAAUACAUUCAGGUGGAUGACGUUCCCCACUGCGUCCCCUGUUAUGACCGGCUGUACGCAAACACCUGCCAGGAGUGCAAAGAGAUCAUCGAACACGACUCACGGGAGCUGUAUUAUGAGGAGAGGCAUUAUCACGAACACUGUUUCCGCUGCUCGCGCUGCAGCCGUUCUCUGGCCGACGAGCCGUUCACCUGUCAGGAAGACGCCCUGGUGUGUAACGAGUGUUACUGCAGUGAGUUUUCCUCAAAAUGUGUGGCCUGCGCCAAGACUGUGAUGCCAGGCUCCAAGCGGCUGGAGUAUGGAGGCUGCACGUGGCACGAGGAAUGUUUUGUUUGUUGUGGCUGUGAGCAGCCCAUCGGCGGCCAGUCCUUCAUCCCAGAUAAGAGCGAGUACUACUGCGUGCCCUGUUACGAGGGACGAUUCGCCCCACGCUGCGCCCACUGCAAACAGAUCUUGGUUCAGGGUGGCGUUACGUACAGAGACGAGCCCUGGCACAAAGAAUGUUUCUUGUGUACGGGUUGUAAAGUCCAGCUGGCCGGACAGCCUUUCACAACGCAGGGUGAAGAUCCGUACUGCGUGAAGUGCUUCAGCAACCUGUACGCCCAAAAAUGUGCCGCCUGCGACAAACCCAUCACAGGUUUUGGAGAAGGGAAGUACGUCUCGUUUGAGGAUCGUCAGUGGCAUCAGCCGUGUUUUCAGUGUUCGGAGUGUUCGGUGUCUCUGGUUGGCGCUGGAUUCUUCCCCGACGGGACAAAGAUUCUCUGCAAAAGCUGCAAUGCCAAAUAACCGACAACUGCUUCUGUAGAUGUGCUGAAGAACAGACCUUUGUGUAAUAGAAACACAUUCAUGAAACGUUUGAAUUUUAUGGUUUAAAUGAUAAACUCAAAACAUUUGAACUCAACAUGUUUCAUGCCAAAGUCACUCAAGUUUCCUGAGAUGUUGUUCUCAUCAUUGUAGUCCUUCUUUGCAUAGUUUUGAUUUUACAUUUGAUUUGAGUAAUUUUCCAUGUGUUUGCAUUAACAUCAGGCCUUUACAUUCCCUCCAACAGCAACAUUCCUUAAUGAAAUUUACAUUUGAACAAAACACAAACUGACCCAAAUGACUGUUCAUAUGUGAAGGCAUGUGUUCAGUGAGACAGGAUUGAAUCAUGUAAGGAAGCAUUCGAAUGUGGACAGACAAUGUUGUUUAUAUUAAACACACAAUUUUUAUUUUCAUUCAUUGGUGCAUUAAAAUAGUGCACUGUAAAAUUCACUUUUAAUACUUUUCACAUGAAAUAUUCACAUAUUAAUAAUGAUUUAACAGGUGGCUUGCUAUUUGUGUUGCUUUCAAAAGAAUACUUUUAACUUUUUUUUCAAAUGUUUGAUGUAUUUUUGCAUAAAAAUGGCUUCUGUAAAACCGCUCCUGCUUUUGUGUUUCCUUUUAUAAAAUGUUUGUUACAUAUAUAAAAUUACUUUCAAAUAUUA